This is a messenger RNA of Staurois parvus, 2096 nucleotides long. NCBI's taxonomy places the organism in Eukaryota, Metazoa, Chordata, Amphibia, Anura, Ranidae. The record is from the annotation of a GenBank genome assembly.
AAGGGGAAAGCGACAAAGCCACGUUCUGGUCAGCACAGGCACUGCCAGAACUGCUUCAGCAAACGAUGCCAAGCUCCCAUCAACACUGGUGUCUCCUGUGUGAUGAUAAGCUGCCCCUCGCACUGCGGCGCCACUUUCCAUAUGUGCAAGGAGGAGGAACAUCAACUGCUGUGCCCUAACGAAUGGGUGCCGUGCCUCAAUUCAGUAUUUGGAUGCCCAUUCUAUAUGAAUAGGUGUAAGCAGGCCAAGCACCUCAAGGUCUGCCCAGCUAGUGUGGUCUGCUGUUCCAUGGAUUGGAACCGAUGGCCCAUUCUAGAUCAUGAUCAAACGCUUUACGAGAAUCUUCUGAAGGAGGAAGAAAGUGAGGAAUGCCUGGACUUGGCCUUAUCGCUAAGGGAUCAAAAGAUUCUCUUUAGAUCUCUUAAACUGGCGGAACUUUUUCCAGAACUCUCCGAAGACCCUAAAAACACAAUAAACUUGUCGAGGCCUGAGGAAGACCUGGAAGCCGGUGCUGUUGGAGGAAGUAAUCUAUCAUCAAAUGUAGCCAACGGUGUGGAACCUGGUGGCCUGACUCAGUUUGAGCGAGAAGCUCUGGCUCGGGGUCAACUCGACAAUGAUUUUGGUAAUUUCUUCCAGUGGGAGGCUAUGUUUAGCAAAGAGAAGAAAGCAUCCGAAUAUCUAGAGAAAGCAGGUGAUCAGAGCACCAGUGCAUCAGCUGGAACCAGCAAAGCACCGGGUGGCAAACCAGAUGCAGAAGGGAAAAAUCCAGAAACUAAUGAGGGCAAAGAUGACAAUGAAUGCAAUAGAAGAUAUCUGGAGCAAAUGGAGAAGACUGGCCUUGCUCCAUGGCAAGAGGGGGUCUUGGAAAGACUGAAAAAUGAAGUGGAUUGCGGCAGUUACAACAUGUACAUUGUGCACCAUGGCAGCAUGCUUAUCCGAUUUGGACAGAUGGCGGCAUGCACUCCCAAAGAGAAGGACUUUGUGUACGGAAACCUGGAAGCCCAGACGGUAAAGACUGUGUGCACCUUCAAAAUACCAACAAGCUACUGUGGCCGUAGAGCCCAACUCGGGGAAGAGAAUCCCAAGAAGGAGAGAGGUGAGCAAUUGGUGGACACAUCUGACCUUGGCCUUCCAGAAGAAGACUUGUCACAAGCUAAAACUAUUUAUACAAUCUUGAUGUGUGCCCUGGAGAGGGAGCUUAAAGGUCACGAGGUGUCACAGAUGAAGGCCCUAGAUGGGCUGCUCAUCGAUUUUGGAACUCAAACUUAUAAUUUCGGUCAAGAUCCCUUCACUAAAAGAACAGUUUUAUGGGAUCUUAUUACCGAAAAGGAAAUGAGACAUUUGGGUCUUAAACUGGAUAUUCUGAGUGAGAGUGUAUGUGGCAGACAUAACAAGAGCAAUUCGUCCUUCACCUUUUCGUGCCAACUCUUCUUCCGUAGAGAUGAGUUCUCCUCACAUUAUAAAAAUGCCCAUUGUGACAUACAGUCCAGUCUUGGUGGCUGGUUCCAGCAACGUUGCCCACUUUCCUACUUGGGCUGCACCUUUUUACAAAAUCGCUUUCGUCCUGCAGGAGUGAGGUCACAGGUCAUCUACAGCAAACAGCUCAAGACGUUUGCCGUGAAGCCACUGAUGGACUGCAGUCUGUAUCAGGGAGUAAGACCCAACCUUUCAAGGAGCAAUCGAGGAAAGAGCAAAGACUCACUCUCCAACCUUCCACUUGAGAUUCUACAACACAUUGCUGGGUUCUUGGACAGCUUCAGUCUCUGCCAGUUUUCCCAAGUCUCUACCCUCAUGAGAGAUGUCUGUGCCUCAUUAUUGCAAGAGAGGGGGAUGGUCCAUCUCCUCUGGGAGAAAAAAGACUUAUUCUCAUGGUGGAAGUUCAUGGAGGUGUCGGAAAAAGGUCUGGAACUUCAGCAGCCUCUUCUCUCCGGUCCAUCGGUGGACCUUCAAUGACAUCUCCAUGUCUGAACACCUCAAGGUUUGUCCUUUCAAUUCCCCCGAGACAAAGAAGGAGCCUUUCCAUCUGCCCAGCGUGUACACCACUCGGGAGGGCGAGAAGAAGAGCAGCCUGCUAAACCUGCCAAGGAAAGUUGUAG